This is a messenger RNA of Pundamilia nyererei, 1322 nucleotides long. RefSeq names its product angiotensin II receptor, type 1b (gene agtr1b). The transcript has 2 exons. The coding region runs from base 231 to 1322 and encodes 363 amino acids. The record is from RefSeq and is a predicted model, not a curated record. Gene Ontology annotation, molecular function: C-C chemokine binding; C-C chemokine receptor activity; angiotensin type II receptor activity. NCBI's taxonomy places the organism in Eukaryota, Metazoa, Chordata, Actinopteri, Cichliformes, Cichlidae. Gene Ontology annotation, biological process: positive regulation of cytosolic calcium ion concentration; regulation of vasoconstriction; calcium-mediated signaling. Gene Ontology annotation, cellular component: external side of plasma membrane; membrane.
UGUUCCUCCUCGUCCUGCUCCAGCGGUUAAGUUAAAUCAGAGGCAGUCAGUGACACGCUGCGGUGGUCUCUCUAUCUCUCAGCCCGUCCUGCUCUGAAAGCAUCAACAGCCUCCUGGUUCAGCACUGCAGGACUCGCUGAGGCCCUCUCCCAAGGCCUGCAUCAGUCACCACAGACCAGCCCUGGCUACAGGGACCCUCCAUUUAAAAGUCCUGGGAUUUGGUGCUCAAAAUGCAAAAUCUAACGACAGAAACAACAGACGGUUUAGAACUGGCAUGUGGUAUGUCUGGACACCAUGAAAUAAUUUUCACCCUGGUACCCAUCGUCUAUGGCUGUAUUUUUGUCAUCGGCAUUGUCGGAAACAGCAUGGUGGUGGCUGUCAUCUACUGCUACAUGAAGCUUAAGACGGUGGCUAACAUUUUCGUCCUGAAUCUUGCCGUGUCUGACCUCACGUUUCUCAUCACUCUACCAAUGUGGGCCACCUACACCGCCACAGGGUAUAGUUGGCCCUUUGGAGGAUUCCUGUGCAAGGCCAGUGCAGGGCUGGUGAUUUUUAACAUCUACACCAGCAUCUUCUUCCUCACAGCGCUCAGCCUAGACCGUUACCUGGCUAUUGUGCAUCCAAUGCGAUCGAGGCGCUUCCGCUCCCUGGUGUAUGCGCGUCUCACCUGUGUGGUGAUCUGGCUUUUUGCCUUCGUGCUCAGUGUGCCCACAGCGGUGAUCAGGGAUCUCCACGACAUCUCACACUCUAACACUACAGUGUGCGGCAUUCUGCACCCGACUGAAGAAAAUGAAAUGUGGUUGAAAGAGCUCCGCCUCGCCAUCAGCCUCAUGAAGAUCCUGCUGGGCUUCCUGGUGCCCUUUGUCAUCAUCCUCACGUGUUAUUGCCUUAUUGGGCAGGCGCUGCUGGGGGCCACGCACAUACAGAAGAGCUCUCGUUCGCGGGACGACGAGGUACUGCGCAUGCUCGCAGCGGCUGUCUUGGCCUUUUUCUUGUGCUGGGCGCCACACCAGGUAUUCCACUUCAUGGAGGUGCUCACCCAACUGAAACUUGUGAACAAAUGCUCCAUCGUGGAACUCAUUGACACCGCCAUACCCUUCACCAUAUGCAUUGCCUACUUCAAUAGCUGCGUGAACCCUAUCGUGUACAGCUUCGUGGGGCACAACUUUCGCAAAAACUUACUCCAUCUGCUGCGUUGCUCCCGAGGGGCAGUUCCCGGGCCUCACCCGAGCAUUAGCUCCAAGAUGAGUGCACUCUCUUUUCGCGCCACAGAGGCACUGAGCCUUGCAGUCAAAAGUAAUGCCUCCUCUGACGUGAAGUAA